AUGAGUGAGGAGGCGCCCGUCACUCCCAGCUGGAUGACCCCUGACCCCACCUGGGCCAGCAGCGGAGCAGGCAGCACAGAGAACAUCACCUCGGUGACGCUGCCCCCCGCGGCCGCGCUGCCUCCCCGGCCCCCCGCGGAGCUGCUGGUGAACCCGUGGGACAUCGUGCUGUGUUCGUCGGGCACUCUCAUCGCCUGCGAGAACGCCCUGGUGGUACUGGUCAUCUGGCAGAACCCAACCCUGCGCGCUCCCAUGUUCCUGCUCAUCGGGAGCCUGGCGCUGGCGGACCUGCUGGCCGGCCUCGGGCUGGUCCUACACUUCACCUUCGCCUACCUGCUCCAGUCCGACUCGGCCCAGCUGGUCACCGUCGGGCUGGUGGUGGCCUCGUUCUCCGCCUCCGUCUUCAGCCUGCUGGCCAUCACCAUCGACCGCUACCUGUCGCUUUACUAUGCCCUCACCUACAACUCCGAACGAACGGCCGCCUUCACGUACACCAUGCUGGUCCUUCUCUGGGGCGUGUCCGUCUGUCUGGGGCUGCUCCCCGUCACGGGGGUCAACUGCCUCGGCCAGGAGGACACCUGUAGCGUGGUGCGCCCGCUGACGAAGAACAACGUGGCGGUUCUGUCCGUGUCCUUCCUGCUCCUGUUCGGGCUCAUGCUUCAGCUCUACGUCCAGAUCUGCAAGAUCGUCAUGCGUCACGCCCACCAGAUCGCCCUCCAGCACCACUUCCUGGCCGCCACGCCCCACUACGUCACCACGCGGAAAGGCGUCUCCACCCUCGCCAUCAUCCUCGGCACUUUCGCCGCCUGCUGGAUGCCCUUCACCGUCUAUUCGCUCAUCGCUGACUACACCUACCCUCCCCUCUACACGUACGCCACCCUGGUGCCUGCCACUUAUAACUCCGUCAUCAACCCCGUCAUUUAUGCCUUCCGUAACCAGGAGAUCCAGAAGGCUCUGUGGUUGGUGUGCUGCGGGUGCAUCCCUGCCAGCGUGGCACAGCGGGCACGGACGCCAAGUGACGUCUGA
Molecule: messenger RNA, 1026 nt
Organism: Chanos chanos (milkfish)
Lineage: Eukaryota; Metazoa; Chordata; Actinopteri; Gonorynchiformes; Chanidae
Gene: gpr12
Product: G protein-coupled receptor 12
Exons: 1
Coding region: 1-1026 (341 amino acids)
Biological process (GO): G protein-coupled receptor signaling pathway
Cellular component (GO): membrane
Molecular function (GO): G protein-coupled receptor activity
Source: RefSeq, a predicted model, not a curated record